CACCCAAGUCACGAUGCAGCACGCCACGUCGAACCCGUCGGACGCCCAGCUCGAUUGGACGGUGCUGCCGACCAGUCACCGCAAUACGAGCAAAGGCAACAACGCCACCGCAGAUGGCCUCGCCGAGCAUGGCGAAGCGGGCCCCGAAGACGAAGCAGCGGGACCCGAAGAUGAGGCCGUGGUCUCCGAGGAAGACAAGACAGCGAGCUUCUGGGAGCAAGGGCUCCCGACGCUGGCUAUGCUCCAGGAGUGGUUUAUUAUCCUCGCAACCGCGUGCAUCAUCUUCUACGCUUGGUAUCUCGUUCUCGCGUUCAGCUCGAUCAUCAAGCACACGCCGACGGCGUUCCCGGAGCCCACUGCCUUCGACGACAACCUGCGCUGCUGCAACGGCAUCUACGCGCAGUUGGGCUUCAUGCACGAGUCGUUUGGCGAGAAGGUCGCGACUCUCGCUGCGAAGACCACUGCCCUCGGCGACACCGCUAGUGCUCUUACGGAGCAGUAUCCGCAUUGGGAGGCCAAGCUGCAGUCCUUUGAGAAGGCCACGAGCGCGCUCCAAGAAAGCGUUCGUGCCAACACGUUGGCGCUCUUCAACUUGGAGGCCAAGCUGCAGACCGUCAAGGAAGCGGCUGCGCCGACGUGCAAGACGCCCGAGCAUCGAUUCAACUACGCGAGCCCGAGCCUUGGCGGCGCCAUCGUGACUCAUGCGAGCGAGUUCUUUAAGCCGACCUUGCUGGGCGUGAUUGCGGACGUGCUGUCUCCCACGCGGCUCACGUCGUCGUCGCAUGUGGACGCGUCUUUCUUUGGGUUUGAGUUCAUGUCGACGACGCCCGAGAACACGAUCAGCUUCAAGAUCCCGGGCGAGAACCCGGAUGGAUGGCACCUCGCGGGGACGUCCGGGAACCUCACAAUCCGCUUCGGCUCGCCGAUUCUUGUCGACGCGGUCCAGCUCGACCACGCGCAUGCCGACGCGUCUUCGGCGCCCAAGAUGCUCCAGCUCGAGGGCUUGACCGCGCACCCGGAGCGACACUACGUCGAGUUCACCGACUUUGGCACGUUCGAAUUUCGUGCGGAUGGCGCGGUCCAGCAACCGUUUGCGCUGGAUGGAGUGGCGGCGACGACGCCGAUCCACGGUAUCCGCGUGCACGUGCUCUCCAACCACGGCCGCGAGGAGUACACGGUCUUGAGCUCGAUCGAAGUCUACGGCGCCCGCGUCUAGGCUGCCUCGCGGCCAGCCUUCUUAGGCUCUUCGUAACGCAAAAUCAUGUUUGCGCACCUCCGA
Molecule: messenger RNA, 1279 nt
Organism: Saprolegnia diclina VS20
Lineage: Eukaryota; Oomycota; Saprolegniomycetes; Saprolegniales; Saprolegniaceae
Exons: 10
Coding region: 14-1216 (400 amino acids)
Biological process (GO): nuclear envelope organization
Cellular component (GO): nuclear envelope
Molecular function (GO): protein-membrane adaptor activity
Source: RefSeq, a predicted model, not a curated record